Molecule: messenger RNA, 657 nt
Organism: Penicillium oxalicum
Lineage: Eukaryota; Fungi; Ascomycota; Eurotiomycetes; Eurotiales; Aspergillaceae
Exons: 1
Coding region: 1-657 (218 amino acids)
Cellular component (GO): cytoplasm; nucleus
Source: RefSeq, a predicted model, not a curated record
AUGAAAAAAGAGGACAGCACAACGUCUUUCGUGUACACGCAGGGUCUGAAUCCUGUAGUUGUUCCACCCGAAUUUGAAGGAUUCUUCGGUCCGCCUCCCAACUUCAUGUUCACAGACUUUGACCCCGUCUCGACAUUUGCCUCGGUCCGAACGUUAAGUCGGGAGGAGGGCGCCGAAAAUGGAGUGAGAAAGGUAGCCUCCGCCGCUGGUCUCUGGAAGCACAAGAAGCCCUCGACCGCUCUGGCUCCUCUGCUGGAACUGAUCGACCAGGAUCCAGAGAUCGAAGGUAUUAUUGGAUUUUCAGAGGGUGCUUGCAUGUCAGCUUCUCUUAUUGUUGAGGAGAACAAGCGGUAUAAAGCCACCGGCCGAGUCCCCCGUCUCAAGUGUGCUAUCUUCAUAUCUGGAACGCCACCAGUGGAUGCGGAAACAGGGCGUUAUUUCCUCGAGGACGACGAUGGGAUACUUAUCCAUAUCCCGACCAUACAUGUUAUAGGAACCCAAGAUGCGUUGAUCAACGGUACGAUGGCGCUCUACAACCUUUGUGAUCCGGACACAGCGGACCUAUUCGACCACGGCGGGGGUCACAUCAUUCCACGCGAUGCGCAAACUGUGGCAGAGUUGGUGGAAACGAUACGUGUCAUGAUCUCAAAUCUGUGA